AAACAGGGAGGUAGCUAAGCCGACCGAUAUGAAGGAGUUCUGGACUGCUCUGGCUUCUCUCAUGGGAGUCUUCGCCUUCUUCCAGAGCAUCGUCCACGCCGUGUUGCCGCUGGAGUUGCGUUUGGCGGCCGUAAAGAUCUUCCACUGGGUGUUCCGCUGCUUUUCCACGUACUGCUACUUCGACAUCACGGAUACGGACGGCGUCAACACCAACGAGCUCUACGACGCCGUGCAGCUCUACCUCAGCCGCUCCGCCUCCUUCUCCGCCUCCCGGCUCAGUCUCUCCCGCGGACUCAACUCUUCCACCUUCACCUUCGGGCUCAGCAACAACGACCGGCUCGUGGACACCUUCCGCGGCGCCACCGCCACGUGGGUGCAUGCCGUCACGCAGCGCCAGUCGCAGACCUUCUCUUUGCACCCGCUGCCGGAGGACAAGCGCAGCUUCUCGCUAAGGAUCAAGAAGAAGGACAGACCCCUCAUCCUCCCGGCCUACCUCGACCACAUCAUGGAGACGGCCACCGAGCUCCGCCGCCGGAGCAAGGACCGGUUGCUGCACACCAAUUCGCGCGGUGGGUCGAUGGACCGCUGGUUCCCGUGGGAAUCGGUACCCUUCAAGCACCCCAGCACAUUCGAAACCCUCGCCAUGGACCCGUCGCGGAAGGAGCUCAUCAUGGCCGACCUCAAGUACUUCGCGGAAGGGAAGGCCUUCUACGAGAAGACUGGGCGCGCGUGGAAGCGCGGCUACUUGCUCUACGGCCCGCCGGGCACCGGCAAGUCGAGCAUGAUCGCCGCCAUGGCGAAUUAUCUCGGCUAUGACAUCUACGACCUGGAGCUCACCGAGGUGCGGACCAACUCCGAGCUCCGAAAGCUCCUGAUGAAAACUACCUCCAAAUCGAUCAUCGUCAUCGAAGACAUUGACUGCUCUCUCAACCUCACGAACCGUAGUUCAAAGAAGGCAUCUCCGUCAACCGACUCCUCGUCGGACCUGAGCUCAGUGGUCGGAUCAGAGGACGUCGGCGCCGGCGCCAAGACAAUAACUCUGUCCGGGCUGCUAAAUUUUACCGAUGGGCUCUGGUCGUGCUGUGGCAGCGAGCGGAUAUUUGUGUUCACGACCAACCACAUCGAGAAGCUCGACCCGGCGCUGGUGCGGUCGGGGAGGAUGGACAUGCACAUUCACAUGAGCCACUGCUCGUUUCCGGCAUUGCAGAUCCUCAUGAAGAACUACCUGGGCUUCGACGACGGGGAGUUAGACGGCAAGACGGAGAACAGUGAUUUGCUGAGGCAAUUGGAGGAGGUGAUCGACGAGGCCGAGUUGACUCCCGCCGACGUUAGCGAGGUACUGAUCAAGAACCGUCGGCGGGAGAAGGCGGCGGCGGCGGCAGAGCUGCACGACGUUCUGAAAGAACGCGCGGAGAGGAGGAUGAAUAAGAAGCGAAACGCCGCCGGUGAGGAAACGGAGGAGGAAGAAGAAGAACAGGAGAAGAGGGCGUUGGAGAGCACCUCGAACAAGAGUGAUCAAGUUCUGGAUAGCUGCAACGGGAAAGCAGAGCAGGGGAAGGUUGAGCAGGUUUAAUUAGUUCGCCAUUAAAUUUAAAGCAGGAAUUAGCCUUCAGAGUAUAUUGGAGAAUUUGGUACCCUAAUCUGCUACUUAUUUUUUAAAUUUUAUUUAAAACUAGGAGAAAAUGGCAUUUAAAGCAAUAAAUAUGAAAA
Molecule: messenger RNA, 1710 nt
Organism: Zingiber officinale
Lineage: Eukaryota; Viridiplantae; Streptophyta; Magnoliopsida; Zingiberales; Zingiberaceae
Product: AAA-ATPase At5g57480-like
Exons: 1
Coding region: 29-1573 (514 amino acids)
Molecular function (GO): ATP hydrolysis activity; ATP binding
Source: RefSeq, a predicted model, not a curated record